Molecule: messenger RNA, 330 nt
Organism: Funneliformis geosporum
Lineage: Eukaryota; Fungi; Glomeromycota; Glomeromycetes; Glomerales; Glomeraceae
Source: the annotation of a GenBank genome assembly
AUGUCAGAAAACAACGAAAAAGAUAAUGAAGGUAUGUUUUUCUUAAGUCCAGGUAUUCGAAGCGUUAUACGUGACGUGAUAAGUGGUGCAACUGAACCUGGCAGCAGAUUUGAAAUUUCGAUGACAUCGUCCCUGUUUACUUCUUGUGAAUCUUUUUUUAAAGAGCUGUUACCCAAGGGAAUUACAGCAAAUAUUGCAGAUGUCUACCGAAUCGUUUAUAUGGAUUGGAUUUCAAACUAUCAUUUGGUAAGCUUCAUACCCAUGCUUACACUUAAUGCGUCAAUUGUACUCGGAGAUUCUAGACAUCCUUGGAUUAAUACUCAUGUGUAA